AGCAGCAGGGGGAGAGAGAGAGGAGCGCGAUGCACAGCAGCAAGCGAAGAGUCGAGGAGUAGUCGAGUGUAGUAGCAUUACUGUAGUGCAGUAUCUGCAGUAGUGCAGCAGUAGUAGCAAUGUCGUUGAGUGCAGUAGCAUUACUGUGAUGUAGUGUAGCAGCAGCUGCACUAGUGCAGGAGUGUGUAGUAGUAGUAUUAGGGUGUAGUAGUGGUAGUAGUAGUGUAGUAGUAGUGUAUAGCACUACACGCACUGUACCGGCUACUGUACACAAUACACGCACUGUACCGGCUACUGUACAGCACUACACGCACUGUACCGGCUACUGUACAGCACUACACGCAUUGUAACUGAACGAACUGUACGGGACGCACUGUACACGUACAGUAGGACUGUAGCAACAACAAGAACAGCAGCCGACGACGUUCGCCACCAAGGCUGAAACCGUGGAAGAAUCAUGCCCGCAUGCUAGUGGCUCACCACUGACGGGGCAUGAGGGAUGCCCUUGGCUGUGAGGACCUGGCGCUCUAGCUCGAUCAGUGCCAGCGGUGGCCACGAGUGGCUCACGCGGUGCCUCUGCAUGCUACUCGAGGCAGGCGUACGGAGGCCGUCAGCAUGAAGAAAAUCUUUGGACUUGGGAAGCGAAAGAAGGGGCUUUCGCCGUCCGCGUCCGAGACGGGCAGCGUGAUUUCUCGGUACGAGCUCAAGGACAAGGACUUGGGGAAACUGCACAAGGCUGCCGCUUCGGGGGAGCUCGAGAAACUGAAACGGCUGCUCAAGAAGGGUGACGUGAACCAGCUCGACAAACAGAACAGAACACCCUUGCAUCUGGCCUGCGCCAAUGGACAUUCAGACGUCGUGUUUUUCCUCCUGCAAAACAACUUUGUGAAGCUGAAUUUAUGCGACAAUGACAACCGCUCUCCAUUGAUGAAGGCCGUGCAGUGCCAGCAGGAGGCGUGUGUGAAGGCCCUGCUGGAGCACAAGGCCGACCCCACCCUCGUGGACUCCAAUGGCCUCACGGCUCUGCACCAGGCGGCGCUCAUACCCAGCUGCCCUAUCGCUCAGCUGCUGCUCCGGCACAAUGCUCACAUCGACGCCGAGAACAAGGAUGGGAACACCCCGCUGCUGCUGGCGAUGAGCAGCGGCGACCUGACCAUGGUUGAGCUGCUGCUGAGGCACGGCGCCAAUGUGGACAGCAGGAACCAUGCCCGGCGGACCCCGCUGAUGAUCGCGGCGAGCAACGGCGAGAACGAGAUCGUGAAGCUGCUGCUGGAGCACGGGGCCGACGUGUCGUGCAAGGACGACAAGGGCUGGUCGGCCGAAGACCACGCCGUCAUUCAUGGGCACCACGCGUGCUCUCACCUGAUUGGGGAGCAAGGGGUCAGGGCUGCACAGUCACGGGUGUCUGUGGGCAGCACGGGGAGGGGCCCUGUCCUGCCAGAGCUGGGGGCUGCCGCUCGCUUGGGCAUUCCCGCGCUCAACAAAGCGGGAGAAGAUGCUUCUCACACAGAGACAUUGAGCAGGACCGGGGCCACGGCGGAGGAAGCCGCAGGCUCUGUGUUCCAGUGACGACGAGGACGUCCUCGACUUCAGCCCAAAGAAACCUUUGAAACCUGACUUAUCUAAACUCCUGUCAGUAAGCCAAAGGUUGGAAAGUGAAGGCUCUUCCGACCCCUAUCCAGUCCCUGAGCAGGAGUUUGCCGGAGAGAGCGGAGAUGAGAGGAACGUGUCUGCACGCCCGCUCCCCCGCGCCUCCCCUCCCAGCUCCUACAGCCGUGUCCCUCGCCCUUCCUCGCCCGCACCCCGGCUAGAUCCCUUCGCUCGUCCUGGUCGUCUCAAGUUGAAGAAGGAGAUGAAGCCGAAGAGGAAGAGGAGGAGGAGAGAAGUUGGGAUGAGUCGGAAGAUAUUGAGGAUGAAGGAGAGAGCCACACCGUGGACGAUGACGAUUAUGAUGACGGCGACGAUGUUGAUGUUAGUGAUGAUGAUGUUGAGGGUGAU
Molecule: messenger RNA, 1998 nt
Organism: Lethenteron reissneri (Far Eastern brook lamprey)
Lineage: Eukaryota; Metazoa; Chordata; Hyperoartia; Petromyzontiformes; Petromyzontidae
Gene: ANKRD7
Product: ankyrin repeat domain 7
Molecular function (GO): protein binding
Source: RefSeq, a predicted model, not a curated record